AAAUCACCACAAAUUUCAACUCCAAAUUCCUCCGUUAAAUUAUCGUCGUCGUUUGUUGUCAUUAAAUCAGAUGAUAAAGAGAGCUACUACUUCCCGGAAUGUCGAAAAGAUACCAAUUGCGAAAUUUGCAUAGCAAGUUUCAAUGCCGCCCUCGAUCUGAUGCACAAGAAACCCAUAAAAAAACUCCCCGUGGCUCGAAAGCUUCAUUUUCCAGAAAUCCCGGUUUCUCACAGCCCAUCGACUACUCUUUCGACCCCCAAAUCGAGUAGCAACAGGUCUGCUUCUUCGUCUAUGUCCCCUCCGCUGAAUUCUACAGCGAGGGUGAGUUUUCACGCGAAGGUGAAGCGGAGGAAGAGUGGAUUCGGGUUUGGGGUUUUGAUGAUGAGGUUGAUUUUUGGAUUGGCGGUUGUUUUCGGGUUGGAGUUAGGGUUUUCUUGGAUGGUUUCGGGGUUCUUGAGGCAUCGAUUUUCGAUGGAAAUGAUUAAGAAUUUGAGUGAAAAAUCAUGGGGUUUAAAGGAUCUUGAGGAAAGAUUGAUUUUCUUGAAAAUGGAGCUUGAUGGUGUAAUCAACGACGGAGAAAUAGCAAGUUGUAGCCCUCUUCAUUCUACUUGGAAAAUCAACCAGGUGGAUUAUUAG
Capsicum annuum is the source of this 636-nucleotide messenger RNA. RefSeq lists its product as uncharacterized. NCBI's taxonomy places the organism in Eukaryota, Viridiplantae, Streptophyta, Magnoliopsida, Solanales, Solanaceae. The annotation marks the transcript as partial. The record is from RefSeq and is a predicted model, not a curated record. The transcript has a single exon.